GGGGGUGUGGGUGUGGCUCCUAUCUCUGUUUACUCACACCCACACCCACACCCACACCCACACCCACACCCACACCCACACACCCACACCCACACCCACACCCCACCCACACUCACACGCACACCCACAUCCCACCCACACCCACACCCUUUUCUUUUCUAUGAAUCACGCAGCGGUAUUCUUUCUUCCUAUUUUCAUGUUAUCUUGUUAUCUUAAGUAAGCAAGCAGUCAGUAUUUAAGAGAGCAGUUUCAGAAGCAAUAUCAUUCUAUACAAUGCUUCGAAUCAAGCAAGAUUCUUCUUCUUCUAGACAACAGUCAAAACAACAAUACGUACCCUUAAAACAAGUGAACGUCGAAGCCUACAUUAAAUCAUUUGCUGCUGAUGUAACCAUCAAACAAAUUUUUCGCAACGAUGAAACGAAACCAAUUGAGGCUGUAUACUGUUUUCCAAUAGAAGAACAAGCAGCAAUCUAUUCAUUUAUUGCACGAAUUGAUGAUCUAGAAAUUGUAGCACAAUUAAAAGAAAAAAAAAAGCACAACGAGAAUACAAUGAUGCUAUUCGUCAAGGUCAUGGUGCAUAUUUACUCGAACAAGAUGAAAAAUCUCAAGAUAAUUUUAUUAUCAAUGUUGGUGCACUACCACCUGGUAAAGAAUGUCAUAUUCAUAUAUCGUACGUUUCCGAACUGAAUCUUGUUCAAAAUGGAAGUAGCAUCCGAUUUGUUGUUCCGACAACAAUUGCAUCUCGUUACAACCCUGACAAAGGCGGAAUCGGUUCGCCGGCUGGUACUACAUCCAAAUACAUUCAAACAGCUCCAUACACAAUUGAAUUUCGUUGUCGAGUAGAGAAAGCCAAUAUUUCUCGAGUGAGUUCAACGUCUCAUCCAAUUCAGAUUGAUCUUAGCCAAGAGAAUGUCUAUGUCAUUGAAUUUGCACAACAAAAUACUCAUUUAGAUCGAGAUAUCUUGUUAGAUAUUGAAUUAGCUAGUAAUCAUUCGAAUACCAUUGUUGCUGUCGAACAAGGUGCUGUUAUGGCUUCAUUUAUACCAACUAAAGAAGAUUGUCAACGUGCGAUGAAUAAUAUGAAGACAACCAAUGAGUUUAUGUUUGUUAUCGAUUGUAGUGGAUCAAUGAAAGAUGACAACAAGAUCGGAUUGGUGCGUCAAGCCAUGUUACUCUUUCUCAAGAGUCUUCCGAUGAAUUGUCAUUUCAAUAUCAUUCGCUUUGGAACAAAUUAUGAAACAUUAUUCAAAGAGAUUACUGCUGUUUACAACGAACAAAAUGCUCAAAAAGCUGAAAAACUCAUAAAUAAUUUGCAAGCAGAUUUGGGUGGAACUGAAUUGUUAAGACCACUUCAAUGGUUAGAACAAUAUUCGCCAGAAGAAGGUCGUGCACGACAAAUAUUUCUGUUGACAGAUGGAGAAAUUUCAAAUGUCAAUGAAGUACUUGAUCUAUGUCGUUCAAUGGCUACGUCGACACGUAUCUUUUCAUUUGGUUUGGGUUAUUCACCAAGUCGUUCAUUGGUCAAAGGCCUUGCUCGAGCAACAAAUGGAUGUUUCGUUUUUAUUCCACCUAAAACUAGUGUCGAUGUUUAUGUUGGUGAACAGUUACAAAAAGCUCUUCAAUUAUCUAUAACUAACGUACAAGUAGAAUGGAAUCUUGGUUCUAAUAUUAUGAGUGCACCAACAAAAAUACCACCAAUCUAUGCUAAUGAUCGUCUAAUUGUCUAUGCACUUACCAAUGAUCCAAUGAUUCUCUUCAAUCACGAUUCGAACGUCAAAUUACAUACCGAUAAAAAUCCAAUAGGCGAGGCAAAAAUUGAUUGCAUACCAAAUGUGAGUACCGAUGGAACUAUUGCUAGACUCGCUGCUAAAGCACUCAUUCUCGAAUUGCAACAUUCGAAAUUGUCUUCAUCGAUGAAACAGAACAAUUCAGGCUCAUUGCAAAGUCGAUUUCAAGAAUAUAAUCCAUCUCUAACACCAGCAACAACGAUAGAUGAGAAAGAAAUAAUAAAGAAAUCCAUUAUUGAACUUUCACUCAAAUAUCAAAUUCUGAGCCCAUACACUGCCUUUAUUGGUGUUGAAAAACGAGUAAAUGUCAGUAAUGCUGAUAUGCUCUUGCGCGAAAUACCGAUUGAAAUAUCGGCCGAUGACCGACACUUAGAGAGGGCGUCUUUCACUAGCUUGAGGGCUGUUUCUGCUCCUCAGCGUGCAUUGCGAACACCAGUGCUGAACUUUUCAUCGUUUGAAAUCCAGGACUUGUGCGAUGAACUUUGUGAGUCUACCGUAUCGAUGGAUGUAUGUUCAGCAAUCGCUGCACCUCUCGUACCAACUGAUGAAUUAGAGAGUCUUUCCGUACAGGAAUUACAAGAAUUAGAACAGGAAUUACAAGAAUUAGAAGCUGCAGAGUUUGGCAUGCAGUGUUCUCUUCCAUCAUUACCCAAAUCCAGUUGUGAUUUUCCUACGAACACAUCACCCGAGCAGUUUUCCAACGCUAAAUCAGAAUAUGAAACAUGGCCUACAGGCGAUCAAAAUAUUGUUCGCUAUUUGAUUAACAAACAAAAAUUUGAUGGUUUAUGGGAUUUGGAUGAAAGUGAUCUACAACAUUUGACUGGAAAAUCAUGGAAAAACGUUUCAUCAUCGUACGAUAAACAAGUUCUCAUUUCAGCUAUUGUUAUUAUUACAUUCGAGACACGUUUUGCUGCAAUGUUAACAAUGUGGCAUGGUGUAGUGGAAAAAGCUCGCCAACGUCUUCUUGAUUUACUCGGUAAUGAUGCUAAACAACUUGAAUCGUUACUGAAGGACAUUCGUCAACAUUGUGAAAGUUAUUUUCGAUUGCUUGAACUUGAACAUUGGGCCUCUUAA
This is a messenger RNA of Rotaria sp. Silwood1, 2861 nucleotides long. The record is from the annotation of a GenBank genome assembly. Lineage: Eukaryota; Metazoa; Rotifera; Eurotatoria; Philodinida; Philodinidae.